AUGGCGUUGUCAGCUGCUGUGGUUAUGUCCGGCUUGCCUCGUGAACAAUUUACAGAAGAUAUACAAUGUGUUUUUAAUUAUGGAGAAAUUUUACUAAAAAGUCCUAGUCCUUCGUCAUUAUCUACUUCAUCCUUUCAGUCAUCAGAAAGUGGUAUUUCAUCUAUGUCCUCAGAGUCAUUACUUCAAAGCUUGGACCGUUACUUGGAUAUUAUUUCUAAUCUGGAAUACAAAUUUCAGGUCUUUCAGGAUAUUAAAAAACUACCUACUUUCAAGACAGAAAACAAAUGCAUAAAAGUUAUUUAUCAAAAUAGAAAUAUUUUAGAUUUGGAUCAGAAUUUAAAAUCUAAUUGGUUAUUUCAGCAUGCAAUACUACAACGUGGAAUUGCAAAUUUUUUUGAAAAUAGGUCACAAUAUUCCAGGGUAAAUGGAGCCACUAUACCUCGACACUUCAUGAUUCGAUGCAAAGAAAACGACUGUGGUUUCAAUGAACCGAAGUAUUAUUAA
Molecule: messenger RNA, 504 nt
Organism: Anoplophora glabripennis (Asian longhorned beetle)
Lineage: Eukaryota; Metazoa; Arthropoda; Insecta; Coleoptera; Cerambycidae
Exons: 2
Coding region: 1-504 (167 amino acids)
Source: RefSeq, a predicted model, not a curated record